AUGUGCUGGACCUGUUCUCUUCAGGCCAUCUCCAUCGUGGGAGACGAGGUGUUCAGCUUCUCCAUGUCUCUGACUCCGAACGCCACCGAAGGAGCGAGUUACGCCGACACCAGCAAAAGUGACGGGCGCCUGAAGCUGAACGUGGGCUGUGUGCGCGUGGUUUACCUGCACAAGUUCAUCCUCUCUCUGCUGAACUUCUCCAAUAAUUUCCAGACGGCUAAAGCGGCGCUGAGCCAGGCCACGGUGCAGGCCGCGGAGAAGGCCGCCUCCAGCGUGAGGGACUUUGCUCAGAAGAGUUUCCGUUUGUCCAUGGACAUCAGGCUGAAGGCUCCGCUCAUCAUCAUCCCACAAGACUCCAACUCCCAUGAUGCACUGGUGAUGGACCUGGGCCUCAUCACCGUGGGCAACAGCUUCUCCCUGCAGCAGGUGGACGGAUGCCCUCUGCCCGCGGUGGUGGAUAAGAUGGAGGUCCAGCUGAGCCAACUCAAGCUGUCCAGGAGCAGCGCAGGAGAGCCGUCUGAAGGCCCCAGUGUGGAGCUGUUGGAGGCUGUGAACCUUCAGCUGAAGAUCAGGAGAAACCUGGCUCCCGCCUGGAACAAGACCAUGGCUGCAGUGGAGGUGGAGGGAGACAUGAAGCCUAUGAAGGUGGAGCUGAGCCAGUCCGACCUCAAAGUCCUGCUCCGGAUUCUGACCGACAACCUGGGAGAGGCCGAGCAGACGGAGAGCAGUGCCCCCAAACAAGAGAGCAGCAUCCAGCUGAGUGCGCCCCCUACAGAAAACGGUGAGAAGCCGCCGCCCCCCCGCGCUGAGGAGGACAAGGGGGCGGGGCCUGUGGAUACGCUCAAGUUCAAGUUCAACAUUGAAUCUCUGGGACUGGUUCUGUACAACGACGGUCCAGAGGAGGUCUCCUCCCUCCAGCACCAGGCCUCCUUGUGCCUGGCUCAGUUCGCCCUGGUCCACCUGGGAGCCUCUGGGAGCCUCCUGCAGAACGGGAGCAUGGAGCUGAAGACGGUGCUGACCUCCUGCACUCUGGACGACAUGCGCCACAGCAUGGAGCGGGUCACAUCCAGGAUGGUGGGGAGGCGUGACGAGGGCAGCCCGGAGCCCAUGCUGGACCUGAGCGUCCGCAGGAGUCAGGAGGAGAUGGAGGUGGUGGCCGUGCUGCAGGAGCUCAGUCUUUGUGCCAGUGUGGAGUUCCUCCUGGCUGUGGGAGAGUUCUUCCUCCAGGCUCUUCCUCAGGGUCAGAGCAGAACUCAGCGAGAGAGUCCAGGAGAGAAACUCCCUCUGAGACAGACCAACGAGCCCCGGGACAGCAGGAGCGGCUCCUUGGUGCGGGUGCGUGCGGUGGUGGUGGACCCUGAGGUGGUGUUUGUGGCGUCUCUGAUGAAGGCGGAUGCUCCGGCGCUCGUCCUGUCCUUUCAGUGUGACUGUUCUCUACUGACCACGACCACCGGGGGGCAGCACAUGAAGGCCAACCUGAGGGAGCUGCGGGUCCUGGCCUGCCCCUUCAUCAGGGACCAGCGCGAGGCUGCGGUCACUACGGUGCUACGUCCUUGUUCUGUGCUGCUGGAGACUGAGACUGACCCUUACAGACCUCUGAGCGGCUCAGUGACCGUGGAGGAGGUCAUUGUCAAGAUCUCCCCUGUGACCCUGAACACAGUGAUGACCAUAACAUCCGCCAUGACCUCAGUGAAGGACCAGGACGAGCGGAGCCCAGAGGCUAAACCAGAUGUGACGCAGCUGUGGUCAGUGAUGGACGUCCACAGCUGCAACCUGUGGUUCCUGGGCGUGGACCAAGGCACCGAGAUCACCGAGAGCUACAGGGAGAGCCAGGGAAGCGACCAGGGGGAGAGUUUCAGAGUGGAGGUCAAGGUGGUGCAGGUCACGCUGGACUCUGGUCUGGGUCACCGCACGGUCCCGCUGCUGUUGGCCGAGUCCUCGUUCACUGGAGAAGCUCGAAACUGGUCGUCUCUUCUGCACCUCACAGCGGACAUGACUCUGGAGGUGAAUUACUUUAACGAGCUGCACGCCGUGUGGGAGCCGCUGAUCGAGAGAGUGGAGAGUGGAUCGAGGAGGUGGACCCUGGCUCUGGAGAUGAAGAACAACCCGGUGAUGGAUCGGAGCCCGGUCCACGGCGAUGAGUUCGUGAUCCUCCCGGAGCCUCGCACCGCGGUCUCCAUCUGCUCCAAAGACACCAUGAACAUCACACUCUCCCAGAGCUGCCUGCAGGUGCUCCGCUCCCUGGCCAAGGAGUUUUCCGAAGGCACCGCGUCCACAUUCGACUUCACCCAGAGAGAGAAACCCCCCUUCACCAUCCGCAACGCUCUGGGCAUCCCUCUGAUCGUGCAGCACAGCGCCAACCUGAGGCCAGUGGAGGGAGUGCAGAAGGGCAAGCUGCACGAGCUGAAAGAGGAGCACAGCAUGGACCUGGACUACUCCACGUUCGAGCCACUGUCCAGAGGGAAACUAUCGGCUCUACAACGACAAGAGAGCUGCCUGUUCCACCUCAGCAUCGUCCCGUCCGGUUACAGUGAGAUCUCCAACAUCGCCGUGGACCGUCCCGGCAGACGCCUCUACAACGUCCGCGGCCCUGAGCUGCAGGAGGCCGUGUCCGUGCUGCUGCAGAUUGACGCUGUGGAGGGGAACAAGGUCAUCACUGUGAGGGCGCCCCUGCAGAUCAGAAACCACUUCUCCGUUCCCUUCUCCGUGCUGAGGUACUGUCCCGCCUCCAGAGACCUGCAGUCGCUGGGACAAGCCGAGCCCGAGAAGGACUUCCACAUCCCCCUGGAGGCCUACAGGUCUCAGCUCUUCGUGCGUCCAGCCGGGGCCCUGGAACCGCACUAUGGGCCGUCCCUCAGCUGUGUGUCCUGGAAAGAGCAGGUCCACCGCAGUGCAGAGGUGUCCUCUCAGCUCCAGUGUCCCGCCUCAGACCCCGGGAUGCUUCCUCUCAUGGUGAACACUGUGGCCGUCCCGGACCAGCUGCAGCACAUCGCUAACCACGGGGAGCAGGACUGGGACCCGGCCUACGUCAUCCACCUGCAGCCUGUGGCCACGCUCCGCAACCUGCUGCCCUACACUGUGCGCCACCUGCUGGAGAGCUGCGCUGACUCCUUCGAGCUCCCCGAGGGCAGCUCCUCGGACCUCCUGAAUGCUCGCAUCGGCGGUGAGAUGCUGUCGGUGGUGUUGCGGUCGUACCAGGGCCGGGACUGGCACGGACACCUGCGCAUCCAGCCCGAGCUGCCCGAGUUUGUGUGCGUGGCCCUGCAGUGCGACUCCGACCCCUCGGCGAGCGUGGACGUGAGCGUGCACGUGUCCUGCAGCUCCGGGCGCCUCCUGCUCUCUCUCUUCAGCCCGUACUGGAUCAUCAACAAAACCACGCGUGUGCUGCAGUACCGCGCUGAGGACGUGAGCGUGAAGCACGCGGCCGACAGCAGAGACAUCGUCCUCUUCUCCUUCAAGAAGAAGAGUCUGUUCAGCAAGAGCAAGCUCCAGUUGAGGAUCUCCACGAGCUCCUGGUCUGAGCCCUUUUCUCUGGACACUGUGGGGAGCUACGGCUGCGUGCGCUGUCCAAGCACCAACAUGGACUUCCUGGUUGGUGUGGGGAUCCAGAUGAGCAGCUUUAACCUGACCCGUAUCGUGAGCAUGAGUCCGUUCUUCACUGUGGUCAAUAAGACCUCGUUUGAGCUGGAGGUGGGAGAGAUCCUCGGGCCCAGCUCCGUACGCUGGCACUACAUGGCUUCAGCUGAGUGCGAGCCUCUGUGGCCUGAGAAACCCUCUGGACAGCUCUGUGUUCGCGUCGUCGGCUCAGACUUUCCCUCCAGACCCUUUUUCUUCAACAAACAGGACAGUGGGACUCUGCUCAAACUGGACCUGUGUGGGGGUAUCAUAGUGGAGACCUCCAUAGCGGACCACUCCACAGUCAUCAGUCUCAGUGAUUAUUACGAAGGUUCUGCUCCUGCUCUGAUCAUCAACCACACGCCUCAGGCCCACAUCUGCUACAGACAGAGUGGAUCUGCAGAAGCGCACGAGCUCAGACCUGGACAGGCCCAAAGGUUUGUGUGGGACGACCCCACCUCCACCCGCUCUCUGAGGUGGAGCCACCAGGGCCAGACCGGGGAACUGGACCUGCUCCAGGACGACAUGGGCCAGUUCCCCUGCGGGCCGCUGUCUCAGGUCCACUGGGUCAGUUUCCUGGAUGGGCGUCAGCGUGUUCUGCUGUUCACCGAGGACUUGGCUGUAGUGACCAAAGCUCGCCAGGCGGAGGAGCUAGAGCAGUCUGAGCAGGAAGUGAAGGUCUCUCUGCAGAACCUGGGGCUGUCACUGGUCAACAACUGCAGCCGGCAGGAGAUCGCUUACAUCGGCAUCACCAGUUCUGGUGUGGUGUGGGAGAUGAAGCCGAAGAACCGCUGGAGACCGUUCAGUCUCAAAAACAUCAGUCUUUUGGAGAAGAGCUACCAGAGCCAGCUCAGCGGGAGGGCAGAGACGGGAUGGGUACGGCUGGACGGGAACCUCGAGGUCCUCCUCAGUGGGACUAACAUGAUGAUGCGACAGCCUCAGAAGUGUCCAAUCAGGAGGAACUUCCUGUCUGGGAUCCAAGUGGAGUUUAAGAAGUCUGAGCACCAGCGAAGCCUGAGGGCCCAGCUGCACUGGCUACAGGUGGAUAACCAGCUUCCUGGAGCUAUCUUCCCGAUCGUCUUCCACCCUGUGCCUCCUCCUAAAUCCAUCGCUCUGGACUCAGAACCAAUGCCUUUCAUCGAUGUGUCCGUCAUAACCAGGUUCAACGAGCACAGCAAUGUCAUGCAGAUCAAAUACUUCAUGGCUCUGGUCCAGGAGAUGGCAGUGAAAGUGGACCAGAGCUUCCUGUCCUCCAUCUUGGCUCUGUUCACUCCGGCUGCAGACCCUCAGGCAGACACACAGAAAACGAAGUUGAUAGAGAAAGACCUGCAGAUGCUGCAGCCGGAGCUUAUGGAGGCUUCUCUCACCGACAUCACAGGACUCAGCUUCUUCGAGCACUUCCACAUCUCACCCAUCAAGCUGCACCUCAGCCUGUCCCUGGGCUCCUCAGAUGAUCCUUCUCAGGAGGUGGCUGCGGUUCAGUCUCUAAAUCUGCUCCUCAAAAGCAUUGGAGCGACUCUGACGGACGUGGACGACAUCAUCUUCAAGUUGGCGUAUUUCGAGGUGAAGUAUCAGUUCUACAGCCGAGACAAACUCAUGUGGCAGGUCGUCAGUCACUACACUGAACAGUUCCUGAAGCAGAUGUACGUCCUGGUCUUGGGUCUGGACGUCCUGGGGAACCCUUUUGGACUGAUCCGCGGUCUCUCUGAAGGCGUGGAGGCCUUCUUCUACGAGCCAAUCCAGGGCGCGGUGCAGGGUCCAGAGGAGUUCGCUGAAGGGUUGGUGAUCGGAGUGCGCAGUCUCCUCGGACACACUGUCGGUGGCGCUGCAGGGAUGGUGUCUAAGAUCACUGGCUCCGUGGGGAAGGGUCUGGCCGCCAUCACCAUGGACAAAGAGUAUCAGCAGAAACGGCGAGAGGAAAUGAACCGUCCGCCCAAAGACUUUGGAGAGAGCCUGGCCAAAGGCGGGAAGGGACUCCUGAAGGGCAUGGUGGGAGGAGUCACUGGCAUCGUCACUAAACCAAUGGAAGGGGCAAAGAAGGAGGGCGCGGCCGGCUUCUUCAAGGGCAUCGGCAAAGGUCUGGUGGGGGUCGUGGCCCGUCCCACCGGGGGCAUUGUGGACAUGGCCAGCAGCACCUUCCAAGGCAUUCAGAGAGCUGCAGAGUCCACAGAGGAGGUCACUAAACUGCGUCCAGUUCGUCUGAUCAGAGAAGACGGGAUCAUCAGGCCCUACGACCGCGAGGAGUCCAAGGGCUUCGACUUCUUCCAGCGCUCUGAGAUCAAACCUCUGGACGGAGAAGUCUUCAGAGACCUCAGUCCUUUCCCUGGACACCGUAAGACCAGCAUCAUCAUCACCAACAGGCGUGUGUUGUGUGUGAAGGAGCUGGACUUUGUGAAUCACUUUAACAAAGAGUGGGAGUGUCUGUACGAGAACUUCAUCAGACCCCCUGAGGUGAAGGGGGCGGAGCUACGGAUCUACUGCAAGGAGACAAUGAAGUUGAAGCUGCAGUGGAAAGACGGACAGGACCCAGGAAGAACAGUGCAGCUCAAAGACCCUAAUGUGGCCCAGAAGUUGCACAGAUCCAUCUGUGAAGGAAGGACGUCUCAGCAGCAGCACCGAAUGUCCAGACAGAGGUCCACACGCUUCCUCAAGAAACAGUGA
Knipowitschia caucasica is the source of this 6276-nucleotide messenger RNA. The record is from the annotation of a GenBank genome assembly. Lineage: Eukaryota; Metazoa; Chordata; Actinopteri; Gobiiformes; Gobiidae.